UACCUGGUUUCAGUAAAGUGAAAUGCGAUAUUCAACUUGGUAUAAAUUGAGAAUUCCACGGGUUAACUGGAGCAGUUGUUGUAGUCGAUUUCUGUCACAAGAAGAUAAAAAAGAACUCCCCAGUUACUUCUGCUCAUGCUAAGCUGUACAUGUUGUCAUUGUUUAAAGGUCAAAUCAUUGGCUUUUAUUUUUAUAAUUGGAAUUGAUCGGUACUAUCAUUGAUGUAAAAAUAUAAAAGUUUAUAUUCAUUGCAAGAAACAGCAAAAAUUUCGUCGAACACUUGGAAAAGAAUUUUGGAACAUAGAAGCCAAUAUAAAUAUUGGCAAAAUUGUGCUUGCAUGAUUUCCAAUUUAAAAUUAAAAACUAUAUACCCCCAGAGACAAAAUUUGUUUCCUAAAAACCUUCAGUUUUUCAAUUUUGCUAAAUGCAGUAAGUGUACAGUUAUAGCCUAUAUACAAAAGUUGUUAGUCAAAAAUAGUGCAUUGGUAAGUUAUAAUACAAUUACUAAAUCAUGGCCAUGGUUAAUGUCAAUCGAAAGGUCACGGACCAAUUUUAUAGAUACAAGAUGCCUAAACUUAUAGCUAAAGUUGAAGGAAAAGGGAAUGGAAUUAAAACUGUCAUUGUUAAUAUGGCUGAUGUUGCCAAAGCGUUGGCUCGUCCACCAGCAUACCCAACAAAGUUUUUUGGUUGUGAGCUUGGUGCACAGACACAGAUUGAUAAAAAAAAUGAUCGCUACAUAGUAAAUGGUUCACAUAGUGGCGAUAAACUUCAAGAAAUAUUAGAUACAUUUAUUGAGAAAUUUGUGCUUUGUGAAGAAUGCGAUAAUCCUGAAACAACAUUUUCUGUACAACCAAAAAAGGAGAAAAUUACAUCAACUUGUUCUGCCUGUGGGCACAGUAGUGUAAUUGAUAUGCAGCAUCGUAUAGCUACAUUUAUUCUCAAAAACCCUCCAGUUGAUGAUUCUGCAACACCUCAAAAAUUGAAAAAAUUGCAAAAAGAAAAAGGUCAGCAAGAUAAUAGUGGUGAUAGCAGCCCAACUGAAGAAUCUGGUUUCAAUGGUUGGAGUGAUGAACCUUAUUGUGAAAAGUCUGUCAUAGAAGAUUGGGGUGAUGAUACAAGUGAAGAAGCUGUUCAACAGAGAAUGCGUACACUUGGAGAAGGAAUUAAAGGACUUACAUAUAAUAAUGAUUUAGAUAAAUCUGUACAAGAAAGAUUUGAUAUUUUUUUCACUUUUGUCAAGAACAAGCUAGUUGAAGGUGUAGACAAUCUACCUGAUAAGGAGAUUUUAGCAGAAGCUGAGCGCUUAGAUCUCAAGGAUCGGGCUGUUUUAGCUUUAGCAGAGUUGCUGUUUAAUGAUAAAAUUAUUAACCAAAUCCCAAAAUACAGGAUUCUUUUCCUGCGCUUUAUGGCAAACAAUCAUAAAGCUCAGAAACAUUUCAUGGGAGCGUUUGAAAUAAUUGUUGGCCAAUCCUAUCCUGAAGUGCUCAUGCCAAAAGUUGCUCAUGUUUUAAAAGCUCUUUAUGACAAUGACUUGGUUGAUGAAGAAGUUAUAAUGGAUUGGGCUUCAAAGAUUUCAAAAAAGUAUGUGAAAAAAGAAGUUUCCACGAUGAUUCACGCUAAAGCCCAACCUUUUAUAGAUUGGCUGCAAACAGCAGAUGAAGAAUCAGACGAAGACAAUGAAGAAGUUGAGGUUGUCUACACAAAUCGUUCGGAGGCUGCUGUCCUCAAAGAUGUUGCUAAAGUUACACACCCAGUACAAGAAGAAAGUGACGACGAUGAUCUCGAUAUUGAUGAUAUUUAGUUUUUAGCGUUUGAAUUUGUUGUUUUAUGUAUUGGAAUUUCUUUAAGAUUAUCUUGAUUUUA
Messenger RNA from Hydra vulgaris (swiftwater hydra), 1863 nucleotides. The record is from RefSeq and is a predicted model, not a curated record. Lineage: Eukaryota; Metazoa; Cnidaria; Hydrozoa; Anthoathecata; Hydridae.